CAGCGUGCGUCUUCACGAGCACGUGCCACAGCUGGCGUCGAGGGCCACGAUGCAUUGUGGGCUAGAUCUUGCGAAGUCAAAAACAUGACUUUGUGUGUCUGUUCCCUGCAAUAUAUGUCAUAUCUUUCGUAGCGUGGUUGUCACAACACCAACUUGGCCUAAAUUUCGACUGGUGUGCCACAACACCGAAUACACUAAACUAAAUGCCGAUACCCACAGCCACAAGUUACUAUAUGGAUGGCACAGAGGCUUUGAGUUCAACGAGCCAACUAGAAGCCGACCAAAGAGCGCUGCAUCUCGCCAUAGAAUACUCCAUGCUUGGCCUAACUAACGACGAUGAUACCUCGAACACGUUCGAUGAAUUGCGUGUGAAGAAGAGUGUUAAUAUGACCGAAUGUGUGGCUGUGCCGAGCUCUGAGCACGUCGCCGAAAUCGUUGGACGACAAGGUAGGAAGGAAUUAUCUAGAUCGUUCAAAAUCCCUCGUGCUUAGCAAGGCACAAAAUGUUGCUACCCCCGUUGAUUUGAUUAAAAUGACUAAAACAAGGUCGUGAUGUAUAAAAGUACGAAGACAGCCUUUGUACAACACUGUGUCAGCCUAAAAACAUCUGGGUAGAAUCGUAGUAGUUCAUAAUUUCACAGACAUUUCUCCGACUUAAACAUGACAACAAUAUUUCAUGAAUUUUGAAAUAUUCAAAAAUUCAUUAUACAAAUUCAUAUGAGCGGGAAAAUGAGACAUACGCAAACAUAAUGUAUCUAAAUAUAUAUUAACCUAGUAGUUUUUCGUCUAGGUUGCAAAAUCAAAGCAUUGAGGGCAAAGACGAACACGUACAUCAAGACUCCGGUACGAGGCGAAGACCCCGUGUUCGUAAUAACCGGUCGCAAAGAAGAUGUCGCUGUAGCGAAGCAGGAAAUAUUGUCGGCUGCGAACCAUUUCUCACAAAUUCGUGCCCAACGUAAGAACUCUACUCUGAACUCGGGUCCUUCGUCUCCGACUGGCGGACCCGGGCAAACGACGAUUCAAGUACGAGUGCCCUAUCGAGUCGUAGGUCUUGUUGUCGGACCCAAAGGUGCUACAAUCAAGCGAAUUCAACAGGCGACUAAUACCUACAUUGUGACACCUUCGCGAGACAAGGAGCCCAUUUUUGAAGUUACUGGCAGUUUGGAAAACGUGGAGUCGGCAAGGAAGGAGAUUGAGACUCACAUUGUGCUUCGUACUGGCGGCCUGCUGGACGACGAUGUUUUUCAAGGCAGCACUGACGCACUGAACUCGUUCAACGGCUUUCAAGCUGGGCAUAUCUAUGCGAACGGGGUGAGUCGAAAUGGCAGAGAUCUACACCGCGCGCUGUCUACGGACUCGUUUUAUCUGAAUUCUUCAAAAAUCACCGAUUACAAUGCCUUGACAAGUCCGUUUUCCACGUCGAGCAACGGCACAAGUAAUGGAUAUUUCUUCAACCACGACCUCAUCCCUUCGCCUACCGAUGAUUUAAUCAUCCCGAACGUCAGCAGUAGUGGGUUUAGUUCAAGCCCACCGCCUCCAUCGCCCUCUAUCUGGGGCUCUGACACGAAGUCGGACAACUCUGCUUUCUCCACAACAAACGGAGGAAUGAAUGGAGUCGGUUCAAUCGGUAGCGGCCGGCCUACGACACCUCAUACAACCGCGCGAAGAUUGGCAAGCGAGCCAUUGCUGCCUGCCCUACCUCCGAGCACAACUCUCGGUUCCUUUUCCCGUUUUACAACCUCAACGACCGCUCCAAUUGGGACUUUAAGUAACUCUAGCAAUACGCUGACAACUACGACAUCGUUGAACGGUGAAAUUCCUAAAGUAAAUGGAGUUAUUGGCUCUCGUUCCCCUACGAAUGGCGAGUCGAGCAAUAACAACAAUAACGUCGCUUCUAAGAAGAAAGACUGUAUGGUGUGCUGUGGCUCUGAAGUCGUUGCCGCUCUUGUGCCGUGUGGCCAUAAUUUCUUUUGUAUGGAGUGUGCUACGAAGCUCAAAAGCGACGAUUCCCACUGCCCCGUAUGCCAAGAGCAAGUUACGCAAGUUUUACGUAUAAUUUCAUAAGGAGGAAUUCAACGCAUCGUUGGUUUGCCUGCCAAGAGCUAAGUGAAUUUGAAGUAUAUUUACAUCACCAUAAUAUACAAUCCAAAAUGAACUGUUUACUAUAUGAUACCAAAGUAAAUCAUAUAUAAAAGAAAAAAUUCAAUUUAGCAAAUGCGAAUAUACAAGAUCGCUGGCUAGGUCUUGUAGUUUUCUAAUCCGAAAACGGUUUUUGUAUGCAAGGGUUUUAGUCUUGGUUUUUUUUUUUGUAUAGAAUAUAAUUGCACACCGCACUCAUUAAAGUCAAAAUCCUUUCGUGCAAAAUACCAAAAAAUCUAUGUACAUUAUUAAGAAAUGGUUCUGUUUGCUUAAGCUUAAAUGCAGUGCGCUUAUCUUUAAAGUUAAACAAAAUUUGCGCGCGCCAAUGCAGUUUAAGCUUUGGCCAAUCUGAGCCAGUUUGUGUAUAGCAGAAUAUUUUAGAUUGCUUAUUUUACUACCUUAGUGUGUUAUAUAAAAACAGAGUAGAUGUAUUUAUCCAGAACUAUUUUACGUGAUGUUUAUUAAGAUUUAAGAAAAGCCUUUUGAUAUAUAAUUCUGUUUAAAUAUUAUUCAAGAUAUAUGUAAUAUUUGUAUCGAUUAAUAGAGUAAUUUCACAGAGACUAUAGAGUCGACUUAUACAUAUAAUUCUAUUUGUCAUUUUAUAAUAUUAUAUAUUCCAUUAAACUAUUCGCCUUUCACUCACAUUAUAACUUACUCAAGAGUCCACGAAAUAGAGAUUUGUUCAGAUUAUUAUUAUAUAUAUAAAUAACGUACAUAACAUGAUGUGACAAAAUUAUUUUUUAUUUUAUUCCUAUAAACAAUGUUAAAUGCAGAAUAUAAGAGUUAGAAUAUUGCAAAAAUUGUAUAGCUUUAUUUUUUUUCAUUAAAAUACACUAUAAUAAUAUAAA
Messenger RNA from Paramuricea clavata, 2986 nucleotides. Lineage: Eukaryota; Metazoa; Cnidaria; Anthozoa; Malacalcyonacea; Plexauridae. The record is from the annotation of a GenBank genome assembly.